Monoraphidium neglectum is the source of this 606-nucleotide messenger RNA. Its product is annotated as Oxygen-evolving enhancer protein 3. Gene Ontology annotation, biological process: photosynthesis; photosynthetic electron transport chain. NCBI's taxonomy places the organism in Eukaryota, Viridiplantae, Chlorophyta, Chlorophyceae, Sphaeropleales, Selenastraceae. Gene Ontology annotation, cellular component: extrinsic component of membrane; photosystem II; photosystem II oxygen evolving complex. Gene Ontology annotation, molecular function: calcium ion binding. The transcript is spliced from 8 exons. The record is from RefSeq and is a predicted model, not a curated record. Bases 1 to 606 code for a protein of 201 amino acids.
AUGGCCCUCCGCCAGACCGUCGCCUCGCAGGCCGCCCAGCGCGCUGCGCGCCCAUCCAGGUCCGCUGUCGUGGUCCGCGCCUCUGCAGAGAGCCGCCGCGCGGUGCUGUCCAGCUUCGCGGGCGCCGCCGCGCUGCUGGCGGCCACCGCCGCGCAGGCCGCCACCCCCGUGGACCUGUUUGAUGACCGCAAGGCCAGGGACACCGGCUUCGACCUCAUCUACGAGGCGCGCGAGCUGGACCUGCCCCAGAACGUCCGCGACGGCUUGAGCCAGGCGCGUGAGAACCUGGAGGCCACCAAGGCCCGCGCCAGGGAGAGCGAGAGGCGCCUCGACAACGACGUGCUGCCCUUCGUGGAGAAGGCCUACUGGACCCUGGCCCGCGAGGAGCUGCGCUUGCAGGUGGGCACCCUGCGCUUCGACCUCAACACCCUGGCCAGCGUGAAGCCCAAGGAGGAGAAGAAGGCGGCCCUCGCCCUCCGCAAGGAGUUCCUCAGCGCCGUCGAGGACCUGGACCUGUCCCUCCGCAAGAAGGACAAGGACUCGGCCCUGGCCAAGCUGCCCGUGGCGCAGGCCAAGCUCGACAGCGUCCUGGCCGCCGUCCUCUAA